UGAUUUUUCAAGCACAUGGUCGCUGGUUCAAACCCCAUGCGACCAGGCUUAGAUUUUCAUGCCUUCGCCCCAUGUGAUAACAGACAGAAACUGCCUAUUUUGGUUACCGAUAUCUUUACGCAUUUUAGGUAAUAUGAUACCUGCUGUUGGUGAAUAUGAUGGAUGCAAGCAAACAGCGAAGUGAGAUCACCCCAGACAUCCGCCGGCAAGGAUGCACAGGUGCGGUUGGUCAAAUCGGGACAUCAUGCCUUUUCCUCCACGUACCUCCACUGGAGUAGUACACACGUUCACGUCCCGACGACCACAGGAAGGAGAAGAAGUCGCGGCGUGAAGCAGCUUCCAACGUCCUCCUGAUUGUUCAGCAAAUCCCUCUGGGCAGUUCACCUGAGCUGCGACCCUAACCGACUUAGUUGCCAGUGACUCACUGAGGUCCAAUUUCCAACAUCAGUGCGCAAGGUGCAAGAGAACGAGGUGCACACGCGGACACACACCAUCCGAUCGCCCAUCAAAUACCGAGUGUCCAGUAGGGUUCGGAGCCAAUGAUGGACGCUGCCCGUGUAUACAGAUUCGUCUUGCUGCUCAUGGGAUCACUGCCAGUCGCAAUCUGGACAGCUGAGAAAGAGCUGGAAGGCUGCUAUGGCAACAAUGGAGUCCACCUGUCGGAGACAGUAUAUGCUUGCCGUGGCGAGUGGGUGGGUCACAUAUCCAAUGCCAGCAACCUGUGUGCCGCAGGCUAUCACGUGUGCAGAUGGGACGACCGUCGGAGCCUUCGUCAGCUGGAAGCACCGCACGUCAUGCCGUCGAACUUUGCAGGCGGCGAGCUGAACAGCGACUGCUUUGCCUACAACGCUGCACAGAACCAGGACUCGUGCAGGCCGUGCCACGGACAGCCGGGCGAGUCUGACCAGAUGGCCGGCAUUGGCCGUCAGUGUGCUAGCGAGGAGUACGGCUAUAGGCGGUCGGUUUCCUGCUUGGCGUCGGGCAGGGUCAUUCAUGACCACGGCGCACGGCCACAUGGCACUGAAAGCUGUACCUACUGGCAGCACUUUUCAACAGGUGCCGUAUGCUGCAAGGAUAUUGAGGACACAACUUCACCAUCCCCUAAUCCAAGGACGCCGACAACAUCGGGCCGGCUAGUUGUCGAUCUGACGUAUGAAGAGUCGAAUCCACUUGUAUACAAUGCCAGCCAAACCGACCAGGGCUUUAACGAACCGCUAGAAGAAACCGAGCCACCAAUCUACUUCAAUGGCUGCAGAGCUCAGAAUCGCUCCGGCCUGUAUCAUCUGCGGGAUGUGGCUGCAUGCCAAGGAGCAUGGUCUGGACAUGUGAAGAAUGCUGAUACACUGUGUGCACCGGGGUGGAAGGUGUGCAGUCAUGAAAACACAGAAGAACUGGGCAGUAUAGACUUUUCCUAUUCCAAGAGAAGAGGUCUUCAGGGAUGCUUUGCGAUCAAUGCGGCGCACAGCCGAGGGCAAGCCUGUCAGCGCUGCAGGGAAGGGAGUACAGUGCCGCUGCAAAUGGCCGGUGUCGGAAGCUUCUGCUACUGGAGUAGGACGCGCACGCGGAAAGCUAGCCGCAAGGAGAGGUCAUGCUUCGGCAAGGGACGUGUUGAUGCUACGUCGUAUCGUCCGCGGCGAGAGUGCUCCCACGAUGUCAGCCUGAGUGGAGUGGUCUGCUGCAGACAUGAAAUGGAGGAGCCGCCGCAUCGCAGCUGUGGACAAGGUUGUGUGCACGGGACCUGUAAUAGUUCUAUGGGCGAUAAUGACGGUGUCUGCCAGUGUCAUCAGGAUUGGACAGGCCCGACAUGUGAACAAGCUAUCUGCCGACCGAAGUGCAGGCACGGAGGCAAGUGCAUUGCUCCAAACAAGUGCCAGUGUCUUCCGGGCUACAGUGGGCGACUUUGCAAACCAGAGAUACGACCAUGCAGCGGUGGAUGUGUGCAUGGUAUGUGCAACACAACACGGAGCAGGCAAGGUAUUUGCCAGUGUCAGGACGGGUGGUCAGGUCCCACAUGCAGUCAAGCUGUGUGCCAGCAGCCAUGCCAGAAUGGCCAGUGCGUUGCCCCCAACAUCUGCGUGUGCAAUAAAGGCUGGAAAGGUUCCAGUUGCCACCGGGCAAUCUGCAAAGGCUCCUGUAACCAUGGCAAAUGCGUAUCACCAGACCGGUGCAGAUGUCGGAAGGGCUGGAGUGGGAGGCGCUGCAGCAGAGCGAUAUGCAAGCAGCCCUGUGACUCUAGGAGAGGUCGGUGCGUAAGCCCGAAUAUCUGCCACUGCUUCAACGGCUACAUUGGCAAGAGCUGUGAAAUACGUCUUGGCCACUUGUCACAAAGUCGGAAAAACAACAGAUGAUGGUGAUCAUGAUAAUGAGGAUAAUGAGGAUGAUGAAAAGGAGAAAAAUAACUGGCUGGCAGAGCAACCUACGCCACGCGAAAGUCUGCUCCAGAAAUUAAUGCGAAGCUGCAUGGCGAGCAAACAGUGAUUGUGAAGAGUUACAGCGUAUCCCUCAACGUGAUGCCCAGAGCUAUCAGACUGACCAAUGGAGUGGGUCAUGUCAAACUAUUCAAAUAUAUUCAGGAGAUAUUUCCAAUUUCAUUUUAGUUUUUUUUUGUCUUCGCUUUGUUCCAUUACUUGAUAGUUCGUUUUGAUGACAAUUGCCAAGUCAACAACAUACACUGAGUGCCACAAGUGAUAUCGUUACUCUAUUGAUGAUAAUUAUAGAGUUCAUAAUCACCAAAUAAUCUCACCUAUAUGAUUAGGCUAACUAAUACUACUCCUUGACCGCAGUAAGCCCAGAGUUUCGCCUUGGCAUUUUCCAAGGAAGAUAUUUUCUAUUCCCACCUACCCCGUAACUGCAGUAAGCAAAGAUUGAGUUUGCCUUUUGAUAGUGAUGCACGUCAUAAUGACAAUAGGUACGUCGAAGUACUUGUAAGGUGUAAACUAUAGCUCGUGCUUGAUAUUGAUAUCUGUCACUAUUCCACGCCACACAUACCAGUAUCUUCCACCGCGGGAGCAAUA
Messenger RNA from Sycon ciliatum, 3014 nucleotides. RefSeq names its product adhesive plaque matrix protein 2-like. Lineage: Eukaryota; Metazoa; Porifera; Calcarea; Leucosolenida; Sycettidae. The transcript is spliced from 12 exons. Bases 540 to 2348 code for a protein of 602 amino acids. The record is from RefSeq and is a predicted model, not a curated record.